AUGACCCUGUUACAACUCGCCGAAAGCGAUGUCAAUCGCAUCAGAAACUCAUGGGCUGACUUGCAGACCAACAACCGAUACCACAAAGACCAAUUUAUCUCAAGGCUUUUUGCCAAUUUGAUUGCUGGUAAUGCUGAACUCAAGUCUGUGUUUUACAGCGACAGUAUUGUCAGAGAGCAAUCCACGUUAUUUGGAGACUUGUUGAACAUGGGAGUAGUGUACUUGGAUGAGAUCCCCACGUUAGACAGAUUUAUGAAUCAAUUUUUCAGAGAACACUUGAAUAUGGUUGAUGUUGCUGUGCACUAUCUCGAACCAAUGGGUGUUGCUCUCAUUCAAACUUUCCGCCAAUGGCUUGGAAAGGGCAAAUUCGACAGUGAUCUUGAAAGCAAAUGGAUCCAGUUGUAUAUUUAUAUUGCAAACUCCUUGUUGCAAUUCUCUGAGGAUGACAGCGACGUUGACGAUGCUCCAUCUACUCCCACCGAUGCUCCACAAACCACUUCUUUGCUCGACAGGACCAACACCAUCGAGUUUCAAAUUUCUUCCAAUGACAAAUACCGUGGAUUUAGAAGAAACGACCAGCUGUGUCCUGAACCAAUUGCGAUCAAGGUUCCUACCACUUUUUCCACCCCCACAUCUACCCCAGCUCCCAGUAUCAGAGGUAGUAUUCGCUCGGUCUCUGAGAGCACCAGCGACAAUAGCGACGACGAGAAGUUUGACCCAAGACGCCGCAGUCGCAGAAGACGUUCUCCCGAGUCAGAUGCCGAGCCAAUGCUUACUCCUCGUUCUUCCAGGAGACCUUCUAUCGACAUUAAGCGCGAGUCUGUGGAGCCACCAGCGCAGGAGGAGAUUUCUCCAGUUGCUGAGGAAGCUCCAGUGGCACCUAUCGAGCAGCCAGAUGCCCGCAAGAUGGGUUUUGCCAGAGCACCUCGGGUGAUCACCGACGCUUUUGACAAGGACGACGACUUUGCCGAGUCCGACAAGAGCUUUGGAUUCGACCCACGCCAAACCAGUCGCAGAAAGUCCAGAAGUCCCAGCAGCGAAGUUGAAUCUGAAGAGGACGUUGCUCCGUUAUUUACAGCCAACCGCGAAGAAGAGAAGGCGUUGCCUGAGACUCCAGUGGAGCCAAAAGCCAGCCGCUUCGACCACACCAGUUUUGGAAUCAAGGGAUUGGCACCAAUUGUCGAAGGAGACUUUGAUGACGAUGCUGCUUCUUCGAGAUAUGCCAGCGACGAAGACAACAGUUCUUCAAACUACGGUGACAGUCUUGCUGACAAGUCGUCCAGUGACAUGGACGAGGUGAGCUCUGGGGUUUCUACGUUGUCGUUGCACAACAGCGAUUUCCGUUCUUCGAUCGGCUCGUCGUCCAGUCCUCCAAUGAGAUCACACAAGAGCAACCACAGACAGCAGUCUUCCAUGGCUAGCGACUUUACCGAUGUCAGUGUGCCUUCUACCAGCCCCAAGCUUUUGUCCAGUGCCAAUAUGCCUUCCGCCAAGGCCAUGCUCUCGCCAACUCCUUCGUUGUUGAGUCUUCCAAAACACCAGGAUUCCACCCAAAUGAGACAAAGAGUGUCGCUCGGGUUUAUGAGAAGCAGCUUUGUGUUGAAAAAGGAAAUGGAGCAAUUGGGCUACAACCAACCCGAACACGUCGAUUUGGCCAAGCCUCCUACCAUUCCUGCUGCGGUUUCAUCGUCGAAUCCUUAUGGAAAUAUGUCCCACAAUGGUUCGCGUACAAGCCAUGCAGUUCGGUUACAGAGCUUUAGCAGCAGUGAUUUGCAAUCGCGUGUGCAUUCACUGACUACUUUGGGCACCAACAAUGGAUCCAGUGCCAAGAACGUGGGUACCACAAAAUACCCCACCAGAUCACUGCCUGUACUUAAUGCCAGCUCCGCGCUGUUGUCUACAUCUCGUGGAUCUAUGAUGGCCGAGAAGAAGUCACUUAAAUCGAGAUUUUCCAAAAUGUUCAAGUCAAAAAAGAAGGACUCAUCUUUGACUUCUGCCUCGGUUGACGACUUGGCGUCAAUGAUGUCUGCAGGUUCUGAAGACUCUACUAUGUCUGGGUUCUCAUUCUUGUCCAAGAGAGGCUCCAGUGAAACCUCGAGAACCAGAGGUGCCAAAAACCGCCAGAGAUAUAACGUGUCUAGUGUUCCUUACAAUGUGUUGUUGCCGCAAAAACCUAUCCGCAGGAUUCCUGCGUAG
Molecule: messenger RNA, 2196 nt
Organism: Meyerozyma guilliermondii ATCC 6260
Lineage: Eukaryota; Fungi; Ascomycota; Pichiomycetes; Serinales; Debaryomycetaceae
Exons: 1
Coding region: 1-2196 (731 amino acids)
Biological process (GO): cellular response to nitrosative stress; nitric oxide catabolic process
Cellular component (GO): intracellular anatomical structure
Molecular function (GO): FAD binding; oxygen binding; nitric oxide dioxygenase [NAD(P)H] activity
Source: RefSeq, a predicted model, not a curated record